Molecule: messenger RNA, 1855 nt
Organism: Eutrema salsugineum
Lineage: Eukaryota; Viridiplantae; Streptophyta; Magnoliopsida; Brassicales; Brassicaceae
Product: FBD-associated F-box protein At4g10400
Exons: 4
Coding region: 376-1620 (414 amino acids)
Molecular function (GO): protein binding
Source: RefSeq, a predicted model, not a curated record
UAAAUAUAUUUUCUAUAUUAUAUUAUAGAUAGAGAUGUAUAUACACAUAAGUAUACACAAUAGUAUACAACAAAUUUGAGUAUUUAUCAAUAUAUCUACCGUCACAUAGUAUCAAAAUGAAUUCUAUUAAAAGUACUGAAAAAGCCACAUCGGCGUAGGCCCAAGCCCAUGGCCACGACCAUGUUCUUCUUUUCUUCUUCUUCUUCCCAUUUCUGCAUUCUGCAAUCAGUAUCUCUUCAGAAUUGAAAUGGCUAUAGAGUAGUUGUUGACAAUUGCUUCUGCAGAUGUUCGGACGCUCUUGAUUUGUCUUCUAAUUCCGUCUCCAGAGUGAAAAUCGAACUUCACAGGUAGCGAUAUCUUUUGGGUUGUAAAGAUAUGGACAGAAUCAGUGAUUUAUCUGAUGAAUUGCUGAUUAAGAUAUUAACCUCCGUUCCGACAAAACUUGCUGUAUCGACUAGCAUUUUGUCCAAACGAUGGGAGUGUCUUUGGAAGUGGCUGCCUAAACUUGAGUACGAUGAUACAGAUUAUUCAUUGUCUGAAUGUAAGAGGCUGAGGUGUUUUCUUGAUAGAAAUCUGCCAUUACAUAGAGCUCUUGUUAUAGAAAGCUUCCGUCUCCACUUGAAUAAUCAGCAUUUCAAACGUGAAGGUAUCAAACUGUGGCUUCAAUUUGCAGUUUCUCGCUGCCUAAGAGAGCUAGAGGUUUCUUAUUCUAAUCGGAGAAAACGAAAUAUAUCGUUGAGUUGCUUGUAUAACUGCAAAUCGCUUGUGAUCUUGAAACUCAGUGGAGCGAUUCUCGUGGACGUUCCUCGGAUGGUUUCUCUUCCUUCUCUGAAAACAUUGCAACUUCGUGAUGUGACAUACUCAGACAAAAAAUCCCUUCAAAGGUUUCUAUCUAUUUGCCCUGUUCUUGAAGAGCUAUCCGUGGAUUUAGGUGAUGACGAUCAAAUGGGAAAGCUCGCUAUUAGCAUCCGGUCUUUGCAGAGUUUAACACUCAGUGUAGCUUAUGAUUGUGAAGUAGAUGAGCUUGUGAUAGAUACUCCUUCUUUGAAGUAUUUCAAACUCGUGGAUCGGUUUGAUGAUGGUCGCACCUUAUUGGUUGGUAAUAUGCCUGAGCUCAGGGAGGCACAUAUAGAUGUUGAUUACUUUGAUAAUCAUAAUCUUAUCGGAUCAAUCACAUGGGUCAAGCGUCUUACAAUAUCUGCAAAUCCUUAUUAUGCUUACGCUUUUGUCUUCAACCAACUUGAGCAUUUGAAGCUAUUCAUAGAGAAAUCUUAUUCGUUGGAUCUCCUUGUCCGGUUGCUCAAAGAAUCUCCUAACUUGCAAGUACUAGACCUCUACAAUAUGGAAAAAAAGUAUCUUAUGUCUGAUGACUUGGAAGCGUGGGAUCAACCUAGUACUGUUCCUGAAUGUAUGUUAUCAAGUCUACGGAUUUUCAGCUGGUCAUUAUACUUUGGAAGACCAGCAGAGAGAGAUCUUGCAGUUUAUAUCUUGGAAAACGCUCGUCUCUUAAAGACUGCAACUAUCUCCUCUAAGAAAUGGUUUGUUCCAAAACUUGAGAUGAUCAAAGAGUUGUCAUUAUCUUCCCGAGCUUCAACCACAUGCCGACUCGAAUUUAAUUGAGGAGCUAAAUCAUUAGAUGUUUUCAUUGAUGUAAUAGGAUUCAGAUUCUUUCAAAUUUUAAUAUUGAGGCUUGAUGGAGACUCCUUAUGUUUUCUUUCCGUUCAAUCUGUUUUUAUUAUUCUUUCUGCCUCUGCCUUUGGUUAUUACUAGUCCUCUGAGUAGCUCAGACAAAAUUUCAAGUCUCUUUACUCACAAAAAAAAAAAGAAAGUCUAUUUACUCUACUGUUAAGGUAAC